UGAAAUAUGGCUCUCUCCAGAGGUUUGAGAUGCUGUCAGCGGGUUUUCUCCUGGAUACCUGUGCUUAUAAUAACCUCCGUGGUGCUGUGGUCAUACUACGCCUACGUAUUUCAGCUAUGUCUCUUUACACUCACUAACACAUUAGAAAAAGUGGCCUAUCUACUGGUGUUUCAUGUUUGCUUUGUGAUGUUCUCCUGGACUUACUGGAAGUCCAUCUUUACUCCUCCUGCAUCACCAUGCAAGAAGUUUCAGCUGUCGUACUCAGACAAGCAAAGAUACGAGAUGGAAGAGAGGCCGGAUGCUCAGAAACAAAUCCUGGUUGAGAUUGCAAAGAAACUGCCCAUCUUCACCCGAGCUCAGUCUGGAGCUAUCAGGUUCUGCGACCGCUGCCAGGUACUGAAGCCUGACCGCUGUCACCAUUGCUCAGUUUGUGAAAUGUGUGUUUUGAAGAUGGACCACCACUGUCCCUGGGUGAACAACUGUGUUGGCUUUUCCAACUACAAGUUUUUCCUGCUUUUCCUCUCCUAUUCCAUGCUGUACUGUGUAUUCAUCGCAUCCACAGUCUUUCAGUAUUUCCUCAAAUUCUGGGUGGGGGACUUGCCAAAUGGGCCCGCAAAGUUCCAUGUCCUCUUCCUCAUGUUUGUGGCACUCAUGUUCUUUGUCAGUCUCAUGUUCCUCUUCGGUUACCACUGUUGGUUGGUGGCCAAAAACAGAUCCACUUUAGAGGCCUUCUCAGCUCCAGUUUUUGUCAGUGGACCAGACAGAAAUGGCUUCAAUGUUGGCAUACGCAGAAACCUGCGACAGGUGUUUGGAGAGGACAGGAGACUGUGGUUCAUCCCUGUCUUCACAAGUCAGGGAAAUGGGCACUACUUCCCCUUGAAGAAUCGGAGUGAAUCACAGAAUCCCUUAUUAGCUAAUGAGGAGAUGUGGGAAGAGUCAGAUGAUGGGUCUGAGGAAGGAAGCUUGGUUGAGGACCAAGAUCCCUCUGUUACCAUAGAGAUGGAGGAAUAGAAAUUGAUGUAAGGACAAUUUACACUGGUACUGGAGAUGUGAAUUUCUAUUGCGCACACUGUGUAUCAAGAGGCAAAUGCAUUCCAAAUCUUGCAAAUGUUCAGACACUCCAAAAGAAGUUUAAAAAAG
Messenger RNA from Scomber scombrus (Atlantic mackerel), 1140 nucleotides. It is a transcript of the gene zdhhc15b, whose product is annotated as zinc finger DHHC-type palmitoyltransferase 15b. Gene Ontology annotation, molecular function: protein-cysteine S-palmitoyltransferase activity. The transcript is spliced from 11 exons. Gene Ontology annotation, biological process: synaptic vesicle maturation; protein targeting to membrane; peptidyl-L-cysteine S-palmitoylation. The coding region runs from base 7 to 1011 and encodes 334 amino acids. Gene Ontology annotation, cellular component: endoplasmic reticulum; Golgi apparatus. The record is from RefSeq and is a predicted model, not a curated record. Lineage: Eukaryota; Metazoa; Chordata; Actinopteri; Scombriformes; Scombridae.